CGAAAAUCAAAAACGAAAGUUUAUAUAAAUAGCUAAUGAUUAAUCGUUCCAGUCCACACUCAGUUUGGAUUUGCAGUUGAAAUAUCAGCGGAUUAUCACUUGUCUUCUAAAAUGACUUCAGUGCCUUUGCCGAGCGAUGUAUUAACUGCGCUCCAAGAAAGUUUUCAGUCCAAGCCAGACAGUCUUGCCCGGAUUAUUUUUUUCCUUGCUGAUCAUUCAGCCAACGGUUUUGCCGAGCCAUAUAUCCAGUCCCUUAAAGCUGUUGUCAAUAUGCCGAGCGUUUUCACAAAGGUCGCUGAAAGAAUGGAACAGGAUACUAAAACGGCGGAAAAGGAUCCUCAUUAUAAGCAGAUGAUGUAUGAUAUUUGGCAAAAUUUUAUGAAAGAUGAUCUAAGCGAAAAUCCAGACCAUGGUCAAAAAUGGGAUUUAGCCGUGCCAGGAGACAGCGUGUCCUGUGUGGUGCAGUAUAACUUUAUGCGAGCAGUUAGUAGCAUGCCUCCUGAAUCAUAUCUUGCCUUAUCGAAUGCGCUGCAGGCGAUUGGCAACGCAAGUGGUGUUGUCAGGUUUAUCGAUAAGGCUUUAACUAAGGCAAGAGUAGCAAAGCCAUUGGUACGUGUUGGUUUGGUGGCUGCGUACCUUGCUUAUGACGUCAUUGUCAACAUACGGCGAUGGUGGACGGGUGAGAUUUCCGGAACAAGAUGCGUAAAGAAUAUUAUCGACAAUGGCGUCAGCGUAGCUGCUGGCAUUGCUGGUGGGAUAGGCGGCGAAGUCAUAGGUGCUGCUGUUGGUAGUUUUCUUGGUCCAGUUGGAACGGUGGUUGGGGCUAUUGGCGGAGCGAUAAUAGGAGGGGUCGGUUCUUCGUACGCUGCUCACGCGCUUUCUGAUCGGCUUACGCAGUGGGUAUUUGGACUACCCAAAAGUGAAGCACUUGAGAGAGGAUACAACUUUCUUGACCUCUCACCAAACGCGUCCAAUAGCGAUAUCAAUUCUCGCUACCGACAGCUUGCGCUUCAGUAUCAUCCAGACAAAGGCGGCGAUCCAAAUAAAUGGACUCAGCUCCAGUACUCUUUGGCAGUCAUCAGAGAGGCCAGGGGUGAACAUUAGUUGAAGGAAAUUUAUAUAACAAUCAGUGCGGUUAUGAAUCUAUUUGUAUUUUACUUAAUUAAUACUUUUUAUAAUAGUGUAAAAGCACAAACAUGUCAUAAGAUGAAAUAUUAUUUGUUUAUAUGUAAAAAUUGUUAUUGAACUACAUGUGUAAAUUCUGUCGGGCGGUGGGACACCAGUUGUUUGUGUAAUGUUGUUAUAACAGAUAUUCGCGUACAUAUUUUCAAACCGCAGCUCAACACGAGACUGCCCUUUCCCGCUUUAUAUCGGGCAGGGUUGCCCAAUAAAUAUUUUUGACAAUUUCGUCAUAUAUUGCGGAUAUGCAGGAUGUAAUGGAGCUACGCUGUCCUCAUAACGCAUAAGGAAUAUAUUUCGAAUGACAUUUCCAAUAUGAAGUAUAUAUUGUUCAAGUUAAUAAAUAAUUUAACUUAUAUAAAUUAUUAACACUUUCAGAUGCUCAGUCAGAUGAACAUAUCAUUUUUCUCUUUUGAUUUUUUUUCUCUAAUUCAAUAAGCUUAGGCAUGUUUGUUUGUUAAGUACGGCAAUAAUUUCAUGAUGAUUCCCGAAAGUAGGUAUGAGCACAUAGUCGUAAGAGCACUUGAAUAGUGAGUUCGCCCAUGAACACAUGGUAAGGUUAACUAAAUCUCUUGAUAUGACCUAAUAUGUUUUUGAAACAGCAAACAAUAUCCAACAAACGAAUGAAUUAUCAAACAUAGUAUGUUCACCGAUGUGGCUCUGUAAUUUCUGUUUGAAAAGUUUAUUAAAAUAUGCAAAAUGAGAAA
This is a messenger RNA of Dreissena polymorpha, 1886 nucleotides long. RefSeq lists its product as uncharacterized. NCBI's taxonomy places the organism in Eukaryota, Metazoa, Mollusca, Bivalvia, Myida, Dreissenidae. The record is from RefSeq and is a predicted model, not a curated record. Bases 112 to 1104 code for a protein of 330 amino acids. The transcript is spliced from 2 exons.